CCCGGCACCGCCUUCGCGGGAGGGAGCCUUCGCAAAGCUUACCACCCCCCCGCCGUCGCCGCCGCCCGCAGAAGGAUGCAUUUCAGCGCUGUCACCCGAGACAUGGAAGGAGAAUGUUCCCCACGUUCCAGGUGAAAAUUUUCGGGAUGGAUCCCAUGGCAGACUACAUGCUCCUGAUGGACUUUGUCCCGGUGGACGACAAACGUUAUCGGUAUGCAUUUCACAGUUCCUCCUGGUUGGUGGCUGGCAAAGCUGACCCUGCUACUCCUGGGAGAGUGCACUACCACCCGGAUUCGCCGGCGAGGGGAGCUCAGUGGAUGAAGCAAAUUGUGUCCUUUGACAAACUGAAGCUGACGAACAAUUUAUUGGACGACAAUGGGCAUAUCAUUUUGAACUCCAUGCACAGAUACCAGCCCCGUUUCCACGUAGUUUACGUGGACCCACGGAAAGACAGUGAGAAGUACGCGGAGGAGAACUUUAAGACUUUUGUCUUUGAGGAGACCCGAUUCACCGCCGUCACAGCUUACCAAAACCAUCGGAUAACCCAGCUUAAGAUCGCCAGCAAUCCAUUUGCAAAAGGGUUCCGGGAUUGCGACCCUGAAGAUUGGCCUAGGAAUCACCGGCCAGGAGCCCUACCUCUUAUGAGCGCCUUCGCUCGGUCGAGAAAUCCCGUGUCUUCCCCAGUGCACCAAAACGGAACUGACAAAGAUAUAGUGGACAGUCGACGGGAAUACGAACAGGAAUCAGCUAGCAGGACACCCCUCCACGCCGAUCCAACUCAUCAGCAGCUCAUGUCUCGGGUGUUAAGUCCAGCGCUCCCGGUUCCUGGUGGAGGCGGCUUGGUCCCACUGCCUAGUCCAGCUGGAAGCCGGCCUAGUCCCCCCCAUCACGAGUUGCGCCUGGACCCCCCUGCUUCCGAACCUCUCCAUCACCAUCCCUACAAGCAUCCGGUCUCCGCUUAUGACCAUUAUCUAGGAGCCAAGAGCCGGCCAGCCCCCUACCCCUUGCCCGGUAUCCGAGGACACAGUUACCACCAUCACCACCAUCACCACAUGAAUCCAGCCGCCGCGGCUGCAGCCGCCGCGGCUGCCGCGGCCGCCAACAUGUACUCCUCCGCCGGCGCUCCCACGACCUACGACUACGGACCGAGAUAACGUCUCCGAUGCACACUCCUUGAGCUCAGACCGACUCUUUGCAUGGUGUGAAUUGCUCAGUACGUUUGGGAAGAGUGUCCUGUUUUGUCGAAUUGGGGAUGGGGGGUGGGGAAUCCGCCAUCAUCCCUCGUGCACAUGGUUUUCUUUCUCGCACCAUCCUUCCAAAAUGUUCGGUUGUUGGACACGUCGUUCAAGAUUCGUGUGGUCUUUUUCCAUCCGGGGGGAUGUGAUCUUUGGCUUGCAUUAGGGGCAUUGCGGUGGAUUGAUGGGAGGCCGGCGUUCUCUUGGACUCACUUUACGUCGCUGGCUGUGGGGCUAGGCGGGCAGUUCUUCCUCUCCUCCGCCUUCCCCUCGGCCCACUGAGGUGCAGUUCCCUUCUCCAUUGCGUAACCCACCAAGCAUCCUGGCAUCGUUUCAUGGCUGUCCUGACACUGGUGCAGCUCUAAAUAGGUAGUC
This is a messenger RNA of Notechis scutatus (mainland tiger snake), 1610 nucleotides long. NCBI's taxonomy places the organism in Eukaryota, Metazoa, Chordata, Lepidosauria, Squamata, Elapidae. The record is from RefSeq and is a predicted model, not a curated record.